AUGCUAUCUCGCGUGGCUUUGCGUUCAGUAGUGGCUCGGCAGUCAGCCCCCACAGCCCUUGUAGCCCGCACUUCGUCCACUGAUGCCUGUGGAGUACGAGAUGAGAAGAACUUUCCUAGACCCGUGAGAGGUGAACCUGGCAAAGUUAGGCUUGGUUUCAUCCCAGAAGAAUGGUUUCAAUUCUUCCAUUCAAAAACAGGAGUGACAGGACCAUACACAUUCGGCGCUGGUCUGGUAACAUACCUGUUCAGCAAAGAAAUCUAUGUAAUGGAACAUGAAUACUAUACUGGUCUUUCUAUUUUUGUUAUGGUCUACUAUGCUACCACUAAGUUUGGCCCUAAAGUUGCAUCAUGGCUGGACAAGGAAGUUGAUCAAAUAGAAACUGACCUCAACCAAGGAAGAGUAGACACCCUAAAAUCACUGGAAGAGGGUAUUGCAACAGAAAAGGAUGCUCAAUGGCGUGCCCAAGGCCAGGAACUGCUUAUUCAGGCUAAGAAAGAAAAUGUACUUCUACAGUUAGAAGCUGUUUACCGUGAACGCCUUAUGAAUACCUACCAGGAGGUCAAGAAACGACUGGACUUCCAACUCGAGAAGGCAGCGCUUGAACGCCGCUUUGAACAGAAGCAUCUUGUUGACUGGGUAAUCACCAAUGUCAGUAAGGCUAUUACUCCUGAUCAAGAGAAACAGAACUUGGACCGUUGCAUUGCUGACCUAGCAGCUAUGGCUCGCAAGUGA
Molecule: messenger RNA, 735 nt
Organism: Pieris macdunnoughi
Lineage: Eukaryota; Metazoa; Arthropoda; Insecta; Lepidoptera; Pieridae
Source: the annotation of a GenBank genome assembly